AUGUGUUUCGGUUCCGAUAAUCCAAUAAUUAUUGAAGAACUGGAUGUAGAAAAGGUGUCGGUUGAAGAAAUCGAGUUGAUACAUUUAUUGAAUAAUUAUGGAAUGUCCGAACGAGUUAUUGAAGCGUUUCUCGUUAAUUGUUACACCAUCGAAACAUUGAAAAUCAUACAGAGGAAGGAAAUUGAGGAACUCCUUCCUUCGCCGUUUCUUGCUGAGCGAACCAGAUUCAUUCAUGAAUUGGACUCUUGGAGGGAGGCACAGGGGCUUUCAAAAGUCAGCGAACAACCCGUUACUUGCAAUUCAUCUGUGACCCGAGACAACAACGCGCGGCCCUCUGAAGAGACUCAAGUGUCUCGAGAAGCCUGUACUGCCACCUUCUUAUUGAACGCGUCAUCGAAAGGGCAAGCCAUCCUAAGGAAGUACAGCAAAACCGCGUUCCUCUCCAGAUCUGACAAAAAAAGUGUCACCCACAUCGUUGUUGACGAGUUCAAAACCCGUUUCUCUAAGCUGUCAUCGUCGGAACUUCUGGAUAGAGCUUGUGAGCUGAAGCAAUUAUGA
Ochlerotatus camptorhynchus is the source of this 558-nucleotide messenger RNA. RefSeq lists its product as uncharacterized. The transcript is spliced from 4 exons. Lineage: Eukaryota; Metazoa; Arthropoda; Insecta; Diptera; Culicidae. Bases 1 to 558 code for a protein of 185 amino acids. The record is from RefSeq and is a predicted model, not a curated record.